Messenger RNA from Oldenlandia corymbosa var. corymbosa, 3174 nucleotides. Lineage: Eukaryota; Viridiplantae; Streptophyta; Magnoliopsida; Gentianales; Rubiaceae. The record is from the annotation of a GenBank genome assembly.
AUGGAAUCGAAGGAAAUGUUGACGGAGAAACUCAUUGAGAAAAUGCCGUCGUCGGCUCUGUCGUCGAGCCAUUCCCUCCGGUGUUACGCCGGCGAGACGGCGAGAAUUUUCGAUGAAUUGCCGACGGCUAGAAUCCUGGAGUUGUCUGGCCCGGAGGCUGGAUCAAAAUUGAAGUUCAACUGGCGCUUAGUGAAGAAAGCUUCACAAGUUUUUUAUCUACACUUUGCCUUGAAGAAGCGUGCGAUUAUUGAAGAGUUCUAUGAGAAACAAGAGCAGGUUAAAGAAUGGCUUCAUCACCUUGGAUUUGGCGAUCAUACAGCUAUUGUCCGUGAUGAUGAUGAACCUGAUGAUGGAAUUGUUCCUAUAUUUACUGAUGAUAGUGUUAAGAACAGAUCUGUUCCGUCCAGAGCUGCUUUCUCUGUUAUUCGUCCAGCACUUGGCAGGCAGCACACUGUUUCAGAAAAGGCUAAAGCAGCAAUGCAAGGAUAUUUGAAUCACUUCUUGGGAAACCUGGAUAUUGUUAACACUAGAGAGGUCUGCAAGUUCUUGGAGGUUUCAAAGUUAUCAUUUUCUCCGGAGUUUGGACCUAAACUUAAAGAAGAUUAUGUAAUGGUCAAGCGUUCAUCAACAAUGCCAAAGGAGGACAUAUAUUCAAGAUGUUGCAUAUGCCAUUGGGCUGGCUGUUGCAGGGACAAGUGGGAGAAGGUUUGGGCUGUCCUGAAACCAGGAUUCUUGGCUCUUUUGAAGGAUCCUUUUGACACUAGACUCGUAGAUAUAGUUGUUUUUGAUGUACUGCCAGCUUCAAAGGAAGAUGGUAAGGUUGGAGCUUGUUUGGCAGAAGAGAUAAAGAACCGUGCCCCAUUACGUUAUGCUUUUAAGGUUUCCUGCGGAACUAGGAGAGUUAAGUUAAGAAGCUCCAAUUAUGCUAGAGUCAAAGAUUGGGUUUCAGCAAUUAAUGAUGUUGGUCUGACUCCUCAUGAUGGCUGGUGCAAAACUCAUCGCUUUGGUUCAUUUGCUCCUCCAAGGGGCUUGGCUGAUGAUGGAAGUCAAGCUCAAUGGUUUAUUGACGGGAAAACUGCAUUUGAAGCAAUUGCUUCAUCAGUAGAGAAAGCAAAAUCAGAGAUAUUUAUCACUGGAUGGUGGCUUUGCCCUGAACUGUAUCUAAGACGUCCUUUCAACAGUCACAGCUCCUCUAGGCUGGAUUCCUUACUUGAAGCUAAAGCUAAGGAAGGAGUUAAGAUUUACAUUCUUCUUUACAAGGAGGUUGCUAUUGCUCUAAAGAUUAAUAGUUCAUAUAGUAAAAGAAAGCUCCUUGCCAUCCAUGAGAAUAUCAAAGUGCUGCGCUAUCCGAACCGUUUCCCUACUGGUGUUUAUUUGUGGUCACACCAUGAAAAACUAGUUAUUGUGGAUCAUCGUGUUUGUUACCUCGGAGGACUGGAUUUAUGCUUUGGACGUUAUGAUACAAAUGAGCACAAAGUUGGGGAUCUCCCUCCUUCAUUAUGGCCAGGAAAGGACUACUAUAAUCCUCGUGAAUCGGAACCAAAUUCUUGGGAAGACACCAUGAAAGAUGAACUCGAGAGGAAAAAGUAUCCUCGGAUGCCUUGGCACGAUGUCCAUUGUGCGCUUUGGGGACCGGCAUGUCGAGAUGUAGCCAGGCACUUCGUUCAACGCUGGAACCAUGCUAAGAGAAACACAGCUCCAGAUGAACAUCAGAUACCACUGCUCAUACCUCAACAGCACAUGGUUAUUCCACAUUACAUGGGAAGCAAUGGGAUAGAAAUUAAGAAACAACCAGUUACAAUAGAUGAGAAUUAUUUUGGCAGACAGGACUCCUUCUCUUCUCAGUCCCCAUCAGAAGACGUCCCGUUGCUGCUGCCAAAGGAAGCCAAUUCCCUUAACUUUUCUAGCUUAGAUGAGGAAUCUGAUGGCCUAGGUUCCAAUCAACAUGAUCUGAAUCGUGUGAAGGAUAAUGCAGGAAGCCAUGAAUUAGGAGAACCAGAUCUGGGAACUUCAGAUAAUUGGUGGCAAUCACAAGAGCGAUUUUGUCAAUCUGCUUCAUUUGAUGAAAUAGGACAAGUUGGUCCUCGUACUUCAUGUAGUUGUCAGGUUAUUAGAAGUGUAAGCCAUUGGUCUGCUGGAACAAAUCGAACUGAAGACAGCAUUCAUAAGUCUUAUUGUUCUAUGAUAGAGAAAGCAGAGCACUUUGUUUACAUUGAGAAUCAGUUUUUUAUAUCAGGCCUUUCCGACGAUGACAUCAUACAGAACAGAGUACUGGAAGCUUUAUGCAACCGUAUACUCCAAGCACACAGUGAACAUAAACCAUUUAAAGUUAUAGUGGUCAUUCCCCUUCUGCCUGGGUUCCAGGGAGGCAUUGAUGAUGGUGGUGCUGCUACGGUGAGAGCCAUCAUGCACUGGCAGUAUCGCACAAUUUGCAGACCAAAGAACUCGAUAUUGGAUAAGCUAAAUGGAAUACUGGGUUGUGAAACAGAAGAUUACAUAUCCUUUUAUGGUUUGAGGACACACGGCAAACUUUCUGACUGUGGUCCAUUAGUUACAAGUCAGGUGUAUGUCCACAGUAAAGUGAUGAUUGUAGAUGAUCGUAUAGCCUUGGUUGGAUCAGCUAACAUCAAUGACAGGAGUCUACUGGGAUCAAGAGAUUCCGAGAUUGGCGUGGUCAUUGAAGAUAAAACUUUUGUAGAUUCAGUUAUGAAUGGGGAAUCAUGGAAAGCUGGAAAAUUCUCUUCCAGUCUUCGGAUCUCUUUGUGGGCAGAGCAUCUUGGUUUAUCUUCAGAGGAGGUUGAUAAAAUUAGAGAUCCUAUAAUUGACUCUACAUACCAGGAUUUGUGGAUGGAAACUGCAAGGUUGAACUCCAAAAUCUACCAAGAUGUAUUUUCCUGUGUCCCAAAUGACCAGAUCCACUCCAGGUCUGCCUUUAGACAAGCUAUGAGUCUCUCUAAGGAGAAGCUUGGGUACAACACCCUAGAUUUAGGGGUUGCUCCUGAGAAACUAGAAAUUUGUGAGGAUGGAAAGGUAGUUCAUAUGGAUCCAUCAGAGAAGUUACAGUCAGUCAGAGGACAUCUGGUUUCUUUUCCUCUGCAGUUUAUGUGUCAAGAAGAUUUGAGACCGGUGUUCAUUGAGAGUGAGUUUUAUACAUCACCGCAGGUGUUUUACUGA